AUGACCUGCCUUCAAUCUCUACCCCCCGAGACUAUCUUGCAAAUCGCAGCUUGUUCAGACCUCAGUUUCUCAUGCCUUCGCCAUCUCCGACUCACCUGUCGCGGCCUUGCCGUAUAUAUCGCACCGCUCUUGUACCGCAAAGCUGUUCGGGACCACGCUGUUCUCCUGCGACUGGUGCGGAACGACCAAAGCGAUAUCAUUCUGCGGGUUCUGAAAAGCCAGAUCAGGCCAAAUUGUGUUGCACCUCAACACUACCUAGAUAGCUGCCUCCACGACGCCCUUCUGGGAGGUCACCUCAAGGCUGCCGACGUCCUUUUCGGUAAUGGAGCUGAACCCGUCUUUAGUAUCGACGUUGCAAAUCGCUCAGAGCAUCGUGAGACCAGGGAUUGGCUUCAAGUCCAUGAUGCAACGGGACUCGGGUCUCUCGCACUUGCAGCGAGAAGCCGCUAUCACAUGACGUUCUGGUAUAAGGAUUUUGAGCCUUACACAUCCGAGGAAGAGUUCUGGAUCUAUAAGAAGAAGGCGAUGAAGACUAUCUUAGAGAAACUCAGAUCCCAUUUUGGUCGGGAUUCAGAUCAGUAUGGAUUGAAGAUAUCGGAGGCCCAUUAUUUGAGAGAUGAACACGAGGAUGAAAAGAAGGAACCGAUGCUUCGACAUCCGAAAUACGCCAGAGAGCUUGACAUGGCCCUCGCCGAGGCUGCAACUGCAGACGGGCACUCUAUCGAACUGAUGGACUUCCUAUUCGGGUGUGGAGCAACUGUCACCUGCGAACUCACACCGCAGCUUGCUGGGCAUGCCUGGCACAAUGCCCUGAACGAGGAAAUUCCGGCUCUUUUCGAGGCCAAAGUGGAUCUGCUCCUGCGUCAUGGCGUCGACCCGACGAGUGUUUGGACCUGGGAGGGUAUGCGGACACCGAUACAGUUUUUCCUCCGCAAGUUAUACCGAAAUUUUCAAUACUUUGAGGAACCCGGCGCCUUCACAAAUAAGGUCUUUGGUUAUAUGGAAUACCUAGAGUCGCGUGGCUGCCUACGCUGGCCAAGAUCCACUCUCAGAUCCUUUGUGCUCAGCGUCGGAACUGUUCAGAUUAACUGCAUCAUCGACUAUCCUCGUGCGGAGGAGCACGAUGAUAUGAGUACCACUAGUCUUAUUGAAGACGCCACAGAUGGUAGGCGUGAGCUUGAGCUCAUAUUUAAAGAGCCGGACCCAUCCCUGCUACCACUCCGAGUAGCUCUAUCGAACCAAAUUGCACUGAAGCACUUCCGGGAUCUGGUGAUCCUACCGUCGCCCACAUUCAGAGAGUGGGUUGAUAAGGAGUCAAUGUCCAAUGCUAUUCAAGAUCUCGAUAGAAUGUUCAGGACCUUUUCUGUCUCGUCACCUAGUGUGGAAAGCACUCGUGCUGCAGAGGACCAGCUCAGCGAGAAUCAUCCUGGACCCGAGGCUGAGAGUAGUAGUUAG
This is a messenger RNA of Colletotrichum abscissum, 1455 nucleotides long. RefSeq lists its product as uncharacterized. The record is from RefSeq and is a predicted model, not a curated record. The coding region runs from base 1 to 1455 and encodes 484 amino acids. The transcript has a single exon. NCBI's taxonomy places the organism in Eukaryota, Fungi, Ascomycota, Sordariomycetes, Glomerellales, Glomerellaceae.